AUGGCUGACAGUCAACACGUAGCAGUUGAAUUACCGGAACAUCAAUAUUUAAAUGAAACAAAUGAAAAGUCAUUAAAUGUUUCGACAACAGAUCAAACACAAACUCCACCAACAACGGAUCAUACUGAUUUAAUUGGGACAUUAAUUGCUUUGAUUAUCGUUGCUGUUAUACCAAUUCUUCAAAUAUAUAUUGGACGUCGAUAUACAGAUAAUUGUCCACUUGAUUGGCAUAUACCAUUUUAUUUAGUUGUAGCAGGUGUGGUUGGAAUUACUGUUAUACUGUUAGGUAUUAUUCAAGCUGUUCUAAAAGCUAAAGUUUUUUUAAAUCGUGCUAGAGAAAAAUCUAACGUCUCCCUUACUGUUAGUGUUGUGUGUGUUGCAUGUUUUGCAACCAUCCUUUUUCUCUUUCUCUUCAUUUGGUUUGUUUUUGGAUGUUAUUGGGUAUUUCGUUCAUGGAAUAUUGUACAAUAUGUUGAUGCAAAUCGAAACGAUUAUUGUCAUCGUAUUCUAUAUCGUUUUGCAUUUUGGUUACUUUUAGGCGCCUUCUUUUCCCAAAUUUUAGCAUGUGGUUAUUCAUAUUUGAAAGUACAUUUUGGAUUAAUGAAAUUGAGAGAUGCUAAAACACCACGACACACUACAAAAUCUUGA
Molecule: messenger RNA, 648 nt
Organism: Rotaria sp. Silwood2
Lineage: Eukaryota; Metazoa; Rotifera; Eurotatoria; Philodinida; Philodinidae
Source: the annotation of a GenBank genome assembly